AUGGGGUUACGACAGUUUCCUCCCGAGCUAGUAACAGCGCUGAGCUCUUUUUGGGAGUACUCAGAGGCAAGAGGAGUGUUUCUGACCGGCGAAGGAAACCUGAAGUAUCUACAAGAAGUCGUCUUGGAUCAUAAUAACAUACAGAUACUCCCUGCCGUCAUCUCGCAGAUGCCUUGCCUUGAAUCACUCAACGCUUCUGCCAACCUGAUUCAGACCUUACCUGCCUCUGUUGGAAAUCUGAUCUCCCUCAAGUCACUCGAUCUCAGCAAGAACGGGCUAGUGGCCAUCCACGAGGAGAUUUCGAACUUGGUGAACUUAGAACAACUCAAACUGCAUGAGAACGAGAUCACCGAGGUGCCGGAGUGUAUCAGUGCACUGCAGAGCUUGAAAGAGUUCUCUCUCAGUCAGAACAACCUCGUCCAGCUGCCAAACUCCUUGCCCCAGCUCACGGGCUUGAAAAAUCUGCUGGUUGCAAAGAACAACUUAUCUGAGAUUCCUGACUUGAUCUUCAAGAUUCAAACUCUCACGAAGCUAAUCUUGGUCGAAAAUCACAUCACAAAGGUUCCCAAGGAGUUGGGGCUGCUGACCAACCUGACGGACCUUGUUCUCACUUACAACAAACUGAAAACACUUCCCAAGGAGAUCGGAGAGUUGUGGAAACUGGACUACCUUGUGUUGGAUGAAAACAUGAUCACUGAACUGCCGGACUCUAUAGAGCAUCUGACAAGCCUGAAGGAGCUGUCUUUCAACGACAACCGAAUCACUCGAUUUCCUCUCUCCCUUGGCGCUUUGACUCAGCUGGAGAUUCUGGAGUUGUCUCUCUCGGAGAACCGGAUCUCUAGGAUGCAUCCAGCGCUGUUCAAGCUCACUCAGCUCACCAUCCUCAACCUCAACAGCAACAGACUGCAGAAGAUCCCAGAGAGCAUCAGAAACUUGGAGCAGCUCGUCACCUUCUCCUGCGGCAGCAACUUCAUCGAAGACAUUCCUCCGGAGAUCUGUGAACUUGACAACCUGCGGCAGCUUGUCUUGUUCGGCAACAACAUCCGCCAUGUCUGCCCAGAGCUUGGAGGCCUGACGGGGCUGGAAGUCCUAUCGCUCUCUCAGAAUCAGCUCACAGACAUUCCGAAGCAGAUGUUGAAGACUCUGACCAACUUGAAGGAGCUGUGGUUGGCUUUCAACCACCUUCACAGCAUCCCGUCCAGCAUCGGGUACCUGAAGCACCUAGAGCAGCUCUGGCUGCAGGAUAACGAGCUUGAGAGUCUUCCGCCGCAGAUCGGGAGCUUGAAGAACCUCAAUGUGCUGACUCUGACCGGCAACAGGAUCUCAGAGCUUCCGGACUCCCUCAAGAGACUGGAAAUCUCCCAGUAUCACGAGGGUCACGUGGACAAGAACAAGAAGAAUGUUCACGUAUCAGGUGAAGAAGGAGCGGAGUAUUGGCAAGACCUCGAACUGGAUCGAUUUGUGCAGGAAAGCUACCCGCUGUCUUGA
Molecule: messenger RNA, 1488 nt
Organism: Guillardia theta CCMP2712
Lineage: Eukaryota; Cryptophyceae; Pyrenomonadales; Geminigeraceae
Exons: 3
Coding region: 1-1488 (495 amino acids)
Molecular function (GO): protein binding
Source: RefSeq, a predicted model, not a curated record